Molecule: messenger RNA, 1086 nt
Organism: Gossypium arboreum
Lineage: Eukaryota; Viridiplantae; Streptophyta; Magnoliopsida; Malvales; Malvaceae
Product: cytosolic sulfotransferase 14-like
Exons: 1
Coding region: 1-1086 (361 amino acids)
Biological process (GO): sulfation
Cellular component (GO): cytoplasm
Molecular function (GO): sulfotransferase activity
Source: RefSeq, a predicted model, not a curated record
AUGGAGAAAACAGAUAUGUGCAACUCCAGCAUGGUUUCCACAUCCCAUGAUGUUGAGGAGUCUUGGGAUGAUGAAUUCCAACAACUGGUGCAAACCCUCCCUAAAGAUAAAAGCUUCACAGGAAUGAAUCUUUACUUCUUCCAAGGUUUCUGGUGCCCAUCAAUUGUUUUAAAAGCAGUGAUUUCUUGUCAGAAACAUUUCCAAGCAUUUGAUUCUGAUAUUCUCAUCGCCACUUUGCCAAAAUGUGGCACUACUUGGCUUAAAGCUUUGACUUUCGCCACUUUGUACCGCAGUCAGUUCGCAAGGGAAAACAAUCCCUUGCUCACCUAUAACCCUCACUCUCUGGUUCGCUUCAUUGAUUAUGACUUUUAUUUGAACGAUACUUGUCCUGAUCUCGAAAAUUGUACUCUUUAUCAGCCAAGACUUUUUUCUAUCCACUUGCCUUAUGCUUCUUUGCCAACUUCCAUUAAAGAUUCCAACUGUAAGAUUGUUUACUUAUGUAGAAACCCCAUGGACACGCUCAUUUCUUUUUGGUCUUUCUUUUCCAGGCUUCGAGGCGAAGGCUUUGAGCCAGUAUCACUAGAUGAAGCUUUUGAGAUGUUCUGCCAAGGAAUCAAUGAAUUUGGACCAUUUUUCGAUCAUGUGCUAGGGUAUUGGAGGGCAAGCCAAGAAAAAUCGAGCAAAAUAUUGUUUUUACAGUAUGAAGAUCUCAAGGAAGACAUCAAUUCUCACCUAAAAAAGUUGGCAAUGUUUUUGGGGGUUCCUUUCACUGAGGAAGAAGAGAAACAAGGAGUUGUUGAAGAAAUAGCGAAAAAUUGCAGCUUUGAGAACAUGAAAGACUUGGAAGUGAAUAAGAAGGGCGCGCAAACUUUUGGGUAUCCACAAGAAACUUUCUCAGGGAAAACAAAGACUUUUGUGAUUCCACGGGAAGCUUUCUUUAGAAAAGCAAAAACGGGAGAUUGGAGCAAUUAUCUCACACCCUCCAUGGUUGAUCGUCUAGAGAAACUUAUUCAAGAGAAAUUGGAUAACUCAGGUUUAACAUUUAAAUUGUUCUCUAAAACUUCAAAAGAUAUUACUUCUACAUGA